Messenger RNA from Salvelinus sp. IW2-2015, 971 nucleotides. RefSeq names its product zinc finger and BTB domain containing 8 opposite strand (gene tslig1). Gene Ontology annotation, biological process: tRNA splicing, via endonucleolytic cleavage and ligation. NCBI's taxonomy places the organism in Eukaryota, Metazoa, Chordata, Actinopteri, Salmoniformes, Salmonidae. The record is from RefSeq and is a predicted model, not a curated record. Gene Ontology annotation, cellular component: tRNA-splicing ligase complex.
ACUAUAUUUUUACCCCGCAUUAUUUCAUUUCGGGGAUCUUUAUUAUCCACCCGCACAGUAGGUGGCGGAAUACACAUAUAAUUGUUGCGAACGCCAUUAUAUCAAAGAAGUAGAAGGAGAGCAAUCUUUGGUACCUGAUUGGUCACUACACUGACAAUACUUCCUGAAACAAUACAUGUUGCAACAGCAAGUAUACGUUUCAGUAGUUUAGGGUUCAAAUCAACUAAAGAAAUCACAAUGGAUGAUCGUGAGCUUGAUCUCACCGAGUCACAGAAAGCUACCAAGUCGAAAUACCCGGCGAUCAACAAGAAGUAUGAAUAUUUGGACCACACUGCUGAUGUACAGCUCCACUCUUGGGGAGACUCGCUGGAGGAGGCCUUUGAGCAGUGUGCCAUGGCAAUGUUUGGGUAUAUGACAGAUACAGAGACGGUGGAGCCCAUUGACACAGUAGAAGUGGAGUCAGAAGGUGAUGACAUGGAAUCUCUUCUCUUCCACUUCCUAGACGACUGGUUAUUCAAAUUCAGUGCAGAUCUUUUCUUCAUUCCCAGAGAGGUUAAAGUUUUGCACAUUGACAGGAUGCACUUCAAAAUCCGCUCCAUUGGGUGGGGAGAAGAGUUCAACUUGGUCAAGCAUCCACAGGGGACAGAAGUGAAGGCCAUCACUUACUCAGCCAUGCAGAUCCAUGACAUCGACAAGCCCGAGAUCUUUGCCAUCAUUGACAUCUGAGGAUACUACUACUGAGAAACGCGUCCAGAAGGGAACAGGACGAAUAGAAACAACCUAUAUGUGCCUGUGUGAUUGAUUUAGGGCAACAGCAUAGGCUUUGAAAAUUUACAUUUGAUUUAGGGCAACAGCAUAGGCGUUAACUGGAUGAGUGAAGUGUAAUAUUUCCUGAAUUUUAAUUGUUUACAGACAGAUAUCCAGAAGAGCAGCAAACAUCAGCAGCAGCAGAGUAACUGCUCAAGAUACAC